UCAGCAUAAGCAAAAUUAUAACCCCCCCUCCCUCCCCUGCACAUUGCCUUGCAUGCAAUUAUCAGAGGCCGGUGGUGCUUCUCCGUGGAGGGACUUCAGCCCCCCAAGACGCCUGCUGUGAAUGACAGAUCCAAAGUCAGGCUUGCAGCAGCACCGGCUGGACUAUCCUGGAAAUUUGCAGUGGAGGGAGGAAGGACAGACAGAAUGAAAGAUUCCGAAAAUAAAGGUGCCUCGUCUCCAGACAUGGAGCCCAGCUAUGCAGGUGGUCUUUUCGACAUGGUGAAAGGAGGUGCUGGGAGACUGUUUAGUAACCUCAAGGACAACCUGAAGGACACGCUCAAAGACACAUCUUCUCGGGUUAUACAGUCUGUGUCCAGCUACACCAAGGGAGAUUUAGACUUCACUUAUGUGACUUCCAGAAUUAUAGUGAUGUCCUUUCCUAUGGACACCGUUGACAUAGGAUUCAGGAAUCAGGUGGACGACAUUCGCAGCUUUUUGGAUUCUAGACACCUUGACCACUACACGGUGUACAAUCUGUCACCCAAGUCAUAUCGAACUGCCAAGUUCCACAGCAGGGUCUCAGAGUGCAGCUGGCCCAUCCGACAGGCUCCGAGUCUGCACAACCUCUUCGCUGUAUGUCGCAAUAUGUAUAACUGGCUGCUACAGAAUCCCAAAAACGUCUGUGUUGUCCAUUGCUUGGAUGGGCGGGCAGCAUCGUCAAUUCUGGUUGGUGCUAUGUUCAUUUUCUGUAAUCUCUACUCUGCUCCUGGCCCAGCAGUUCGAUUGUUAUAUGCAAAACGACCAGGAAUUGGACUUUCCCCAUCCCACAGGAGAUAUCUGGGUUAUAUGUGCGACCUCCUAGCAGACAAGCCCUACCGCCCCCACUUCAAGCCUCUCACAAUCAAGUCCAUCACUGUCAGUCCAAUCCCCUUUUUUAACAAACAGAGAAAUGGUUGUCGCCCAUACUGUGAUGUCCUGAUUGGAGAGACCAAAAUCUAUUCAACUUGCACAGAUUUCGAACGAAUGAAGGAAUAUCGUGUCCAAGAUGGAAAAAUCUUCAUUCCCCUGAAUAUCACUGUGCAAGGAGAUGUGGUUGUUUCCAUGUAUCACAUGAGGUCAACCAUUGGGAGCCGGCUACAGGCUAAGGUGACCAAUACACAGAUAUUCCAACUUCAGUUUCAUACAGGAUUCAUACCACUGGAAACCACCAUCUUAAAAUUCACUAAGCCAGAGUUGGAUGCAUGUGAUGUACCAGACAAAUACCCUCAGCUAUUUCAGGUGACUCUGGACGUCGAACUGCAGCCCCACGACAAAGUGGUAGACUUAACCCCACCAUGGGAACAUUAUUGCACAAAAGAUGUCAAUCCCAGCAUCCUCUUCUCAUCUCACCAGGAGCAUCAAGAUACUCUGGCCUUAGGAGGACAGGCUCCUGUAGAUCUCCCUCCAGACAACCCCAGGCAUCCAGGGCAAGGUGGCUUCUUUUCCUCUCUGUGUUGGCAAGAUCAGAAAUCAGAGAAGUCCUUCUGUGAGGAAGACCAUGCAGCCCUCGUGAAGCAGGAGAGUGAGCAAUCAGACGACGAGCUUCUGACCCUCACUAGCCCACACGGUAGUGCCAACGGUGACAAACACCAUGGAGCCAGGAAGCCCAGCAAGAAACAGCCUGAGCCAGCUGCCCCUCCACCGCCAGAGGAUGUGGACCUGUUGGGCCUCGAAGGGUCAGCAGUGAGCAAGCCCUUCUCUCCACCAGCGCCUCCUCCCUCCAACUCAGAACUGCUGAGUGACCUCUUUGGAGGUGGAGGUGCUGCGGCCCCGGCUGGGCAGUCUGGCGUGGACGACGUCUUUCAUCCCAGUGGACCAGCAUCUACCCAGUCAACACCACGCCGUGCUGCCACCUCCGCCUCUGCAUCCCCGACCCUGAGAGUGGGAGAAGGUACCACCUUUGACCCAUUUGGAGCACCUACUAAACCAUCAGGUCAAGACUUGCUGGGUUCUUUUCUGAGCACCUCAAAUGCUUCCAGUGACCCCUUUCUUCAGCCUACAAGAAGCCCCUCACCUACUGUGCAUGCUUCUAGCACACCUGCUGUGAACAUUCAGCCAGAUGUUUCAGGAGGUUGGGACUGGCAUGCUAAACCAGGAGGUUUUGGGAUGGGAAGCAAGUCAGCCGCCACCAGCCCCACAGGAUCCUCUCAUGGCACGCCCACCCAUCAGAACAAGCCCCAGACUUUGGAUCCUUUUGCCGACCUCGGGACGCUGGGAACAAACUUAACAGGAAGUGCUUCAUUUGCCAGCAAACCCACCACACCAACUGGACUGGGUGGAGGAUUCCCACCUCUCAGCUCACCCCAGAAAGCUUCUCCCCAGCCCAUGGGCAGCGGGUGGCAGCAGGGUGCUGGUUACGGCUGGCAGCAGACCCAGUCGAAGCCCCAGCCUGGCAUGCCUCACUCCUCUCCCCAGAACCGGCCCAACUACAAUGUGAGCUUCUCCUCCGUUCCGGGUGGACAGAGUGAACGAGGCAAAGGACCUGCUAAUCUGGAAGGGAAACAAAAAGCAGCCGACUUUGAAGACCUCCUCUCCAGCCAAGGUUUCAGCGCACACAAAGACAAGAAAGGGCCUCGAACAAUAGCUGAGAUGAGGAAGGAGGAAAUGGCCAAGGAAAUGGAUCCUGAGAAAUUAAAGAUUCUGGAGUGGAUUGAAGGCAAAGAGAGGAACAUCCGAGCGCUGCUGUCCACGAUGCACACUGUACUGUGGGAGGGGGAGACCAAGUGGAAGCCGGUGAGCAUGGCCGACCUGGUGACGCCGGAGCAGGUGAAGAAGGUGUACAGGAGAGCUGUGCUGGUGGUGCAUCCCGACAAAGCUACUGGGCAGCCCUAUGAGCAGUAUGCAAAGAUGAUCUUCAUGGAGCUCAAUGACGCCUGGUCUGAAUUCGAAAAUCAAGGCCAAAAGCCCUUGUAUUAACAUGUGAGCUUCUCUCUCCGCUGCAGACCUGUGCUAACGCUUUGUGUGUGUCCGUUCUGAGGAUGUCACUGAUGAAACCCAAACUCCAGUAACACGUAUCCAGUACUAAACUGUUCCUUUACUUGUGAAUUAAUUCCUCAUGGAUAAGGAAUGCGGAUGUGUGUUUUCUCCAGCCCCCAUCACCAUCAACGAUCCAGAACAGAAAAGCAGCAUUAGUCAGAGGACCACACAUUCCAGCCUAUCUUUUUUGGGGGGGAGCUCACCCAGCAUGUGAUGGGGGAAUGGAAAAGAGAGGCCUUCAAGACAUAAUAAUUUGUCAUCGUUGUUGGAGAACAGAAUUAAUGAGCCCCCCAAGUGUGAUAAUGGGCUUCCAUGGUGGAGUCUAACUAAUAGUUUUUAAGAUUUUAUUGGAAAGCUGUAAUUUGAGUGACAGCUUUCUUCCACAGACUUCAGGAACACCACCCAGCAUUUUCUUAAUG
Molecule: messenger RNA, 3434 nt
Organism: Suncus etruscus (white-toothed pygmy shrew)
Lineage: Eukaryota; Metazoa; Chordata; Mammalia; Eulipotyphla; Soricidae
Gene: DNAJC6
Product: DnaJ heat shock protein family (Hsp40) member C6
Exons: 19
Coding region: 205-2955 (916 amino acids)
Biological process (GO): synaptic vesicle uncoating; clathrin-dependent endocytosis; dephosphorylation
Cellular component (GO): vesicle; cytoplasm; postsynaptic density
Molecular function (GO): phosphatase activity; clathrin binding
Source: RefSeq, a predicted model, not a curated record